UUGUGUCGACAGAAACCCGACGAGCUAGCCUCUAGGAACUCGAGCUUUGCCCGUGCAGCGCGUGCGCGCGCGUGGCAAGAGAAGCCCUCUUGGAAAUACGAGAAUAGUCCCCCUCUUGGCCUUGACGGGGGCAGCACGCAGCAGCAGCAGCAAGCAGCAGCCGAGGGCGUGGGGAGCGCUGGGAGGUGGUGGGAAGGAGGGCAGAUUGUUUACAGUCGCUUCGCGUCGGCGAUGAGGAAGGUGCCGAGCGGAAUCCCCCACUACUCCCCUGCUGCCAGUAAUAACGCACGGGGGGAAGGGGGAAGGAGGAACUACUCCUCUUCUUGAUGACCCCAUUUCCCAGCAUCUCUCAACGGCUAGAAGAGCGUCACCGCGCUCCAGUGAAGACCACUUCCGUCGUUCUGUCUUUUAACCAAAAGCGCCUCGCCCUCGUUCAAAGAACACGUAAGAGCGCUUGCAAGAAACGUAUGUGCGCGUGCAUUUGUAUUUAUAUACGCUUUCUGAAGUCACGUGACUUUUUCUGCCCGCGCGCCUCGUUUACUGUUUGCAUCUUCGCCAAUAGUAAAAAGCUGCCGAAGGUGUUUGACGCUGACGAGAUCAUUGGACUACCUUUGUGGAUUUCGGUUCAGGGUACCUUCCAAAUAGGAGCUGAUGUGCUUUCGUGGGAACUGACCAUGACGAGGGCAAGACUGAUGAGAACCGUUGACUAGCAGUGACCGUGUGUUGUGACAAGGCGUUGGUCCUGAAGCUGCUGUGUGCUCAACUGGACGUGAACGGGCCAUGCACGAGCGGGGAGCAUGAACUACUGCUGUCGCUCUACUUUUUGUGCUUGCUUAUAAAUUCGAUUCGAAAAUAGGAAGCGAGGGGCUUGUAGCGACUGGGACCUGUCGAGCUUUCGACAUUCACACAGCUCAAGUGCGUUGUUGACGCAACGAGUGGGCUUUGUGUGGAAACGGUUUUCAAGUGAGUUCUCUUGAAACUUCAACAGUUUGUGGUGAUAUAAGACGAACUUGAUGACUGCAUCAUCAGAGUGUGGUUGGUCGUUCAUCCUGCUCAGUAGUGGGUUGAUGUGCGCUUUCCAAGAAUUUCACUCUUUCGUGGAUUCUCUUCUUUGAUGUGACAGUAGAGUUCGCAGUCGGCUGUGGCGGCUCAGAAAUCGUUCGAUGACACCUGUAAUUACAGCCGAGGAGAAAUAACUGUCGUUUGUAACCAGUGAACGAAGGUAAGAUUGACAGCCUUUAUGCUUCUUGCAGCAAGUGGUGUUCGCGGAUGUCAUUGUGUCGGUUAUAUUACAGGUGCUCACUAGAAAGGUAACUGCGGGCGCUGAUUACAGGUUUCUUGCUGCCUACACUAGUUCCAGAUUCCUACACCUGUCUUUAGGACAGAAAGCACUGGUCCCUCCCGUUCUUCGCCGGCAAGGAAAGUUUGAAACAGAAGUUUUGUUGGUAUUUACAUUCGUGGGAAAGAACUAGUGCACACGACUAGAAACACUACUCUCGCGAGAAAAGUUGAAAGUAUCUAGAAAAUUAACACCUGCAGGGAGGUCACACGGACUGUUGUAUCAUCACUUGUUGUUGUCGCAUAGAAAUCUCAAACAUCACCGCCACCAACAAUAGCAAGCUGAGAAGUCAAGAAGGCCUGAGGCAGCUUGCGAUUGAAAUCAUUGGCUGAUCAAUGAGGAUAAUCUGUAGCUGUCAUCAUUGACGCCGGCGACAGUCCACAGAGGGUGAGUAGACAGGGAGAGGUUUGUAGACAGUAUCAAAAGGAGUAUAGACAGUCCCACAAGAAUUAUACACACUGCUAGCUGUACACAAACUACUGCUAGCUGGACGUGUUGUGACCUCAUGCACUAGGAACACCUUCAGCAAGGGAUAAAGCCGGAGAGGACUCCUUCCCUCGUCUCUUUACGGACAAGCUGGUCGUUGCUGCUGUCAUUGAUCGCUGGCUUCUCCCGUGAACAGCACAACACGAAGACGAGCUUCUCGUUCCCAUCGUAGUCUGUGCUACAUAGAGAGCCGUUAAUCGGAGGAUUAAGUGCGCAGAUCUUGUUGUUUGUCAACAAGUGCGUCGUGUUUGAAACACAAGACCUCCUGGCACCAAGACACAACGCUGGAUGGCAUCAGGUGUGGGACGACUGUCUUGACCAUUUACAUGCGGUGUUUCUAAGAUUGAUAGCGAUUUGUGAGACAAAGUUGUAACAAACUUCAUUACCGGUCUUCUGGAGGGGAAACAACUCUACAUUGUACGGGAUUUGAAGGUUUAAUUCUUGGACAUGGAUCAUCACGAGGAUGCCAGUGUUCGCAUAGAGGGCGGACUAGAACUAAAGCACGCGGACUCCAGCAACUCCAUUCCUCCUCCCCCGCCGCCCCCCGUGCCCCCCGUGGCCACUGUGGAAUCGGAUGACCUGCUGGAUGGAGACGAAGAGGAUGAGAAGCCCGACAACGAUGCGCAGGAGGAGAAAAUCGUCGUAAAAGAGGACACGGAAGUUCGUAGCGACAACUGCUGCGACCGGAUUCUGCGAUGUCUGUCGUAUGUACCGUGCGGCUCCCUGGUGGCCUGGAUCAUCCUCCUCUGGGGCUUGGUGGCCUUGCCGGCGGACUGGUGGUCGGCACGCAAAAGGCACGUGACCUUCUGAGAAACGACAAACUGUUGUGGUUCAUAGAGUACACAGUGACCGGCAUUGUGGUGUCCAUGUUCGUCCUCGGCACAUGUUUCAUGGUGGCUGGUCACCUAUCGACGGACCCCACAAGCCGACGGGUAUUUAACUCUACCUCCAAGAACCGAUGUGGGCGAGGGUUAAAUAUGUUUCUGCUGGGGUUCAUGUAUGUGCUGAGCCUGUGCUGGAUGUUGGCGUGCACACUGUUGAGCACACCAGUCGUCCUCCUAGUCCUCAUGUACAUCGUCACAGCCAUGCCUUUGGAAGAUGGCUGCUUCAACCCCAGUAACUUUGGAUUUCCAGAGCGAGAGAAAGUAUGCAGUGCCUCUGGUGAACUGGAUAUUUUCAAAAACCAUGCCAAGGACGUGCUUAUCUGCUAUAGCGUUGGUCUCCUAUCUUCAGUCAUCAUUGUCAUUAGCAUGAUACACUUCCUGAUCUGUGUCAGUGCAAACAUCACACAUCUUCGUGACAACCGCUUUGCCACACUCAAUGCUUACGAAGGGGAGGAGAUAAGGAACUCUAAGCACUCAGUCCUGGACACCAACAUGUAGAAGGGUCUCUUGGUGAUGACAGUUUUAUGGCACUUUGCCUGAAAAUAAGGAUAACUCCAGAAGCUGAACUGAUUGUAAUCUGAGUGAAUCAUGUUCAUCACCAUGAAAAAGGCUGGCAGGAUUGUUUUCCUGAUCCUAAGGGUGACUUGGUAAUCAAUAUUCCCUGCUGCUACAGCAGAAGUCUCUUUUUACCUGGAGUUAAUAACUACAGUAACCACAUACUGCCUGAAGCAUGGUAAAAACCUGUGGUCUUCGAUGCUAAUAAUCUUAUCAAGCAAACGAUGGGCAAAAUCACAGAAAAUGAAAUAUUUCAGUGGCUGGGAGGAGUGUAAUCCCAGCUUGGCCGGUCGCUGUAUGUUGCAGUGUGGACCAGGAUGAAAGGCAGCUUUUCAGAACAUUUUGAAGGACAUAGGAUGCACAGUGGAGAUGUUUAUCUGAUAUUUUGUACAUAAAACAGUAAAAUAUUUUAAGGAUUCCAAGGGCAGUGAAAAUGAACAUUUAGACCUAACAAAGAAUCCGUUGUGUUUAAUCUGAGACCUGUUUAGGGUCUCUCAUGUCAUCAUGGUCUUGUUCUUCAUUACUCGGUGUGGGUUGGGGACACAGGAGAAAAAAAAAAUCAAUUACUUUCAAUGCUAGCAGUCUGGUAGGUGCUGGUCUACAUGCAGAAAUUUAACAAGGGAGCUUCCACCAGCAGUUCCAGUAAACUAUUCUAAAUAUUCACACAAUAGCAUCAAAAUAGAAAUGAUAAAAGUGCUUGUAAUACAUUUUUACGCCACAAAUGUUCUUGAACUACUAGAAAGGUAAAGACGUAAACGACAGAAAAGAACAUGCAAUCGUGGAAACUGGGCAUUUUACUCUCUACAAUUAAUUUAUUUUAGCAGACAUCAUUUUUUUCCUAUGAUAGUUUUGUGGUCCAGAAAAAAAAUAUUAUCUGUCAUUCACACUGCCCUAGGGAAGGUUAGAAAGAAAAAGGAUUAAAGGUCGACAUGCUCAUCCAAUCAGGUUCAAAACCCUGAUGAUUGUGUACGUUUUAAUGUCCAGUUCUUCUCUGUGGCUGUGCAAUGCUUGUAGUGGUACUUUUCAGCUGUUACCAUCAGAUUGUUGUCCCAGUUGGAGUGAGCAGAAUAUUGUUGAUUCCACAGAAUGUGACUAAUUUUUAUGCAUUUAAAAAAUAUUUGGCCAAUAUAAAAUGUUAAAUUCUUUUCAAGAAAUCAAAUAUAUCAUGUUUGCCAUUCUAUCUCAACUUGAGUUUCCUGGUUAUGUUUUGAUGAUAGGACAAAUGCAUGUAUUUUUGCUUAUUUGUAAGUGGGGGAAGGGGGGAAUCAUUAUUUUAUUUCAUCUAUUUAGUUUUGCAGUGACAUCAAUUCAUGUUGUAGUCCAUCAAUUUAGAAUCCAUGUUACAUUUCUACUAAAGGGCAUCUUUUGCUGCACUUUUUUUAGGUGCAGGAGUGCAAAGCAUUAACAGCCAACUUCUUGUACUCAGAAUCUGGUGUACAUGUUGAGUGUUGUUACAGUCACUUGUUUUUUCAAAGUCUGAGUUUGGUCCUGCGUGGAACAGAUUAAGAGCAAAUUAUGCUCUUUACUUUCUUGGAAAAUGUCAAGUCUGUAUCAAAAAAAAAAAAAAAAAAAAAAAAAAUCUACAAAGCGAUAGUACUGAUGAUACCUGACAUUGGGUCACAAGACAGCAGCAUGUCUACAGGAGAAAUAUUUCUCCCUGUAUACGCAAUUAGCACUAUGUUAACAGUAUUGUUCAUAUGACAGUGUGUUGUUUUACAUUUCGUCAGUUACUAAAAUAGACUUUCUUGACUUUUACCAGAUCCUAUUCACUCUGCAUUUAAUUACAAAAUAUGCAGCAUUUUGGGUAUGUAAAAAUAGUCAUUUAUUUUUUCACUGUGUUAAAAAAAGUAGUCAUGUACUGUCUGUAAAGUUAUUUAUUGAUGUGAUUUUACCAAUGAAACGCUGCCCUUAUCCAGUUAUGUACAAAGAAUAAUACAUUCUCAUGCCUUAUGUUGAAGCAAUGUAAUCCCAAAAUUUAGAAUUUUUCUUUAAAUUUUCUGACUUCCAUCAUCUAACACUGGCAGCAUGAUUCCCAGCGUGUGCCCCUUAUAACUCUGACACCAAAUAACAUGAAAAUCUCUUAGAUUGUACAAGUGCAUACUUUUUUUUUAGGACUUUCAUCUAAUGGACAACAUAACAUCAUGGAGAACAACAUUCACUCUGGUGUAUUUCUAAAAACCUAUUUCAGUCACAACUGCUGACCUGAAAGGAAGUUAUUUCAUCAAUGUGUGAGAUGUCCCAUGCGAUGUUGUUUCAUAAUGAAUUUUAAACUUUUGGUUUUUAAACAAAUAUUCUUUAACAAUUUUUUUUUUCAUUGCAUGUAUUUGUAUCCCUGCACAAUUUUAAGAAGUUUAGAGAGAGUGGAAGUGAGCUAUGAACAAGUCAGCUUCUUCAGCUUUAUAAGAAGUGAGUGAUCAUACAAUAAGAACUGCUUUGCACAAACAAAAUGGUCUCUGCUCUGUGAGACGUUGUUAAAAGUUAGCUUUCUGAAAUGUGUGCAUUGUCCUAAAACUGUCUUUAUAGCACUUUGCUUAACCAGCCAUAGAAUAUGCUGCAUUCUUUUGAGAAAUUUUAGACAAGAUUCCUUGGACGGUGACCUAAAACUUGGCAUUCUGGUUUUUUUUUUUUUCAAAUUCAUCUCAGCUAAUGUUUUAAAGCAGAAUUCAGCAUGGAUAGCAUUAGCUUGUUUGAACAUAUAUAUAUUAUACAAUAUUAAAACUGAAAAAUAAAGUCAGGCCUUAAUUAUUCCAAUAAUGUGAAAGAAGCACUGUGAAGAUAUUGCCUCUAUAAUGAAUUCUGCAGUUCAUGUUUAUGAUUGGAAGCUAAUCUUCAUGCAAUUUCCUUGCCAAAUUCCUAAAAUUAUGAAAAUGUGAGUGUUUAAGUAAUGCAUGAAAGAAGUUUAAAUAGUGCAUAGUCGUCACACACAGGCAUUUCUAACAAGGUCACUGGGAUCGAUGCAAAAAUCGCUAAUUUGCUGAAAUAAAGUCUUACUUGAUAGGAAGUUGGAAUGUCUUGUCUGCACUAUGUGUUUUAUAAAGUCACUUUCCCUUCUUGGGCAACCUAUAACCUCAUGUAUCAAGAGUCACAAAACAUUUGUACAAGAGCGGAAGAGUGAUCUUGUCAGGUGAAAAAAUCCAAAAGCUUGUGGAUUGUUAGUAUAUACUGUGUUCAUUGUGCUGAUCUGUAACAUUAAAAAACCACUGCUUUAUAGACCAGAACAUACAUAAACAUACUGAAGCCUAUUUACUGUGUAAUUCUGAUUGUUAGUGUGCUAAAACCCACAACUUCCUCAACAGCAUAUAAAACAUCACAAUGACCGAAAGCCCUUACAACUCAAUACCAUUAGUUGUAAUCUAUCCAAUCAUUUUUCUUGCUUCUAUAUCAACUAGUUCUGAUAGUAAUUUGAACUGAGCUCUUCCUUGAUGUGAACUGGUUCAUGUCAAGUGGGAUAAGGUCAAGAACAAAUGGAAACUGUUUACUACUGAUUUUUUAAUGCAUCCAGGCAAUUUUUUUUAGGACAUAUAAAUAUGUUCUCAUCCUGGUGCUCUCAAAAAGUAGACACAUAAUUAAAUCUGACAUUCACAGCAAAAUAUAGCUUAUGAAAACAAGGGACCUCAUAGGUUCUCAAACUUUCAGCAGCUUGAUGGAUUUUGCUAAUGGAGUCAUGUGUAAUGUGUUGUAUUAAGAUCCACAUUUUCUUACCAAACCCACUUUCUUUACUUUUAUCUGUCACUAGACAUGCAUUUAAAACUGUCCAACAUGAAGCAGGCUGCACCAUUCAAAACCUGUUUGAAGGUAGCGCACUGGAAAAUGUACCUAAAACUUGCAGAAAUGCAUAAUUUUCAUUAGUUUUUAUCAAAUCUGUUUUAUACGACCAACACACAACAAAGUCCAUUUUCUACAGGAUUUCAUUUACCUUUAUCCAAAAUUGUUAUUGCUAGAAUACAUUCCUGUAAAAUUGUUCAUCCAAAAACAACACUUGCAUGGCUCAAAGUUAUCAUGAAAUUAAAUGUUUCGCUAAAGAAAUCAUGGUUUAAAAAAAAAGUUCUAUGUUGAGUGGUGCAAAUGAUUUGUAACAAACCCAAUGUAACUUUCAUGACCAGAAAAAGUCAUAUCUUUUAUACCAGUUAUCUUUUCUGGUAUUUCUCCCAUUUCAUCAAAUCGGUGAAACAGUUACAGAAAUACUGGAAGUGUUUACAGAGAUACGAAAUAAUAUUUAUGAAGUAGCUAUUGGCAUCAGUAUCCCUUCAGCAUGUUUAAUCGUUUCUUUUCAAAUAAUAGUGAUUGUGCUUAUUAUAAAGCUGAUAUGAAGCUCUCAAAAAAAACAUUUCAAAUGGCCUGGCUAAACACUCCACAAUUACUGUUAUUUUAAUGAACCUUUUUCUUCUGCCAGUCUUUCUUUCUCACACAUAAAUUGCUCACAGGUUUUAAAAAGUUUUCAGGUGUUCAGAUAAUUUCAAAUAUUACACCACUGUUGAAUGUUCAUGGUUACUUUGUAUUAUGUUUCAUAAUCUUCAGAAAAUAUCAGAGUAAUUUGUUCAGAAGAUUGUUAUAUAACUAGAAUGUUACUUUGUUACUUUUUUGGAAUGCUGAAAAUUUGCUUUCAUUUCAUUAAGAACCGAGAACAUUUAUUAUAUUCAAGAUAAAUGUUCCUCGUGAGUUAAUGUCAAGUGAUUAAUUGUUGUUCUCAGUGUACACCAAUCAUUGAUGUCAUGUAAAUCAUCAUUUUCUAAUUGUCUAAAUAUGCAGUAUUCAACAAUGCAGCUGGAGUUUAAAAGCAAGUUGUUAAAAUUUUGGUUUAUGCAUUGUAUGCUCCAAGAACUUUGUGCAUUAGAUUCAUAUUAUGUGUUAGAUUGAAACAUUCAACCAAACUGUUUAACAUUUCCUCAAUGAUAACAGACAACAAUCUCAAUUAUUCAUCUUGAGCUAUUGUUUCUCCUAGAGCAUUUUUAGUGUUGAGUUGUACAAUUUUCAGCUUCUUAAACAACACCUCACUCAAAAUCAAGAGGAUUUCUGAGCAGUGGUGUGUGCUUUUUACACAACCUUUACAAUUAGACCAGUGAGAGAACAAUUUUAUGUGUAGGAUGCACUUAUGCUAUCAACUCCUGGUGCAACCAACUGAUGUUGCCAGGACAUGUUGCAUGUGUCUUCAUAUUGCGCACAAACAUUUCUUUUACUCUAACCUGUAUAAACUCAAACUCUUUUGUAUGUGGUAGUCCAGUCCCUAAAAAUUAAGUUGAUGUGAAACUUCACAUGUUAAACAACAUCAUGCUUCUUUUUAAAUUUUAUAAGCACUGUUAACCAUGGUUAUGUGAAUUGAUUUUAUAUAGCAUCUGUUUAUUUUUCAAUGUCUGUGACAUAUAUGUGUGACUGCAUUUAUUGUAGUUUUCUAAACCAUCCUUUUAAGCAUUUUUAAUACAGCUGUAAUAUUAAUUCUGGGCUCUACUUUUUUGUCAAUGAUCGAUUGUAUAACACAUUUCAUUUGCUCAGCUAACACUCUGCUCUAAAUAAAGUUUUAAAGGAAUU
Molecule: messenger RNA, 8790 nt
Organism: Pomacea canaliculata
Lineage: Eukaryota; Metazoa; Mollusca; Gastropoda; Architaenioglossa; Ampullariidae
Exons: 7
Coding region: 2521-3207 (228 amino acids)
Biological process (GO): neuron projection development
Cellular component (GO): plasma membrane
Source: RefSeq, a predicted model, not a curated record